This is a messenger RNA of Musca vetustissima, 2526 nucleotides long. RefSeq lists its product as uncharacterized. The record is from RefSeq and is a predicted model, not a curated record. Bases 1 to 2526 code for a protein of 841 amino acids. NCBI's taxonomy places the organism in Eukaryota, Metazoa, Arthropoda, Insecta, Diptera, Muscidae. The transcript has 5 exons.
AUGACAUUCCUGGCAAUAAAUAAUUCAGCAGAACCCUCCAAAACGGAUACCAAGAAGCUCCAAAAGAAGGGAAAUGGAACAGAAUCGGAAAAAAACUCUCUCUGCGGUAUGAGCGAAGUUUGUAUCCAGACCUGCGCCUGGAUAUUACUAACCGUUGGACUUUGUAUUAUCAUUGUGGUCUUCUAUUUGGCCAUACACCAACAGAAUCAUGAUAAUGUCCGCUCAUUUGACUUGGAUUCCCGUAAUGAAAUUUCCAUUGCCAAUGUUUCCAUUGUCCAUGAGGAUGCGGCUGUAGUCGUCAAUGAGAGUGGUGGUGGUGAUGAUGAUGACGAUGAUUCCGACGAUAACAAUUCGGAAGAUAAUUUAUUGCGUGUCAACCAAGAUAAUGAAUGGCUGGAUUCACCACGCAGCAGUCGGAUGAUUAUUGAAAAUGUAUUCGGUUCAAUAUCGACGAAUUUAAUUGGUUGCCAAGAGAAGCUUUGUAAGAUUGCCUGUUCGAAUGAUAAACAUAUUUAUACCUCAUUGUUUGCGACCAUGAAGACCACCUCCUGCCCCUCCAUUGAUGUAUUGCUCAUGGAAUCCCAAAAUUUCCCCGAUAAUAUUUUAACAAAUUCCUGGCUGCCGGCUAAUCUUUCCGUGUAUGAGAUUAUCUUACGGUCAAGUAAUGUAACCCGGAUCAAGGGCAACUCCUUUAAUACGCCUAUGUUUAUGGGUGUAUUUCUAAUGUCCUGGUUCGAUUUGGAACUGGAUACAGUGGAAAGUGGAGCCCUAUUGGGCCUUUUUAAACUGAGAUAUCUGACGAUCGAUAGUAAAAUUAAAAAAUUGGAACCGGCCUUCUUUCAACCGGUCCAAACUACCCUAACCCAUUUGAAAUUGAAUGCCCGACUCGAGAUGAGUGGCAAUCGGAAUCUCUUCGAUGUCGGCUAUAUGAGUAAACUGGAAUAUUUGGAUUUAAGUUAUAAUAACAUCAGCGGAACAUUGACACGACGAAUGUUCCAGUCCACACCGAAUUUGAAAUAUCUGAUCAUGAUCGAUUGUAAAUUGGAACAUAUCGAGGAGCAUGCCUUUCGGAAUUUGACGAAUAGGUUGAUAUUUUUGAAUUUAGCCAAGAAUCGUUUGAUCACACUGGAGGCACAGAUUGUGGAGCCGAUAUUGCGGAACAAUGUCGGUGCUAUGGUUAGCCUCAGUCGCAAUGAAUGGCGUUGUGAUUGUGAUAUGGAACAUCUGGCAUCGCUGUAUCGUGAACAGCGGAAUAAAUUUAUAGAAGAUGUUUAUUGUACGGCCCCUAGGAUUCUCUAUGGCAUACCCAUUGAUGAGGUGAACUAUGAGGAGCAGGGUUGUGAUAAAUUUGUAACCACCGAAGCUACCAUUGAAGAAAUAGAAAUUUCGCCCACGAUCCCCCUGACAACUCCCAAGACAACUGAUAGUACCCCGAAAAUGGAUUUCGAUGCCAGCGAGGAUGAUAAUAUCGAUGAUUCCGGGGAAAUAACGAAGUUGUUUAAAAUGCGUUGUGUCAAUGCCGAAUCGGCAGAGUCGAGUGUGGCGGAAAUUACCGCCUCGGCAGAGGUACUCGAACGCAAUUUGGAUGCCGGUGAUGACAAUGAUAUUUUCCAAUUGCCACCACCCUCCCAUGAAUUCGAUUUGGAAUUAAUCGAAGAAAACAACACCGUCAUUGUACUGGUCAAGGAUCCCGGGGAUCUGGUCAUUAUGUGGUUCAGCGAACAAGAAGAAGCCGACUUUGUAACCUGUAAUGGUCGCACUGUGGACUAUGAAUGUAUGCGUUAUGCCCAGCCCCAGCUAAUGGUGGGCCCCUUGGUGGAGAAUACCACCUACACGUUUUGUUUGGUACCACCCUAUCAAAAUGCCAUAUCCCCAUUCAAUUGUAUGCCUCUCCACGUGCCCCUCAAGAGGCAGGAGAACAUUUGGAUAUCUCAGGACAAUAAACAAUUUACCAUUGGCAUGUUGUGCCUCAUCUUUUUGGUCUCCACCAUUAUGGGGGCCUUGGUUGCCUAUUUUGGCAUUAAAACCUAUCCCGAUCUCUUGGAGGGUUCGAAAAAUGUUUUAGUUGUCAAGAAACCUGACAAGUCGUGUUAUGUUUCAACCAUAUCGGAAACGGAAUAUAUGAAACAGAAUUCGCUGAAGAAGCGUAAGACCUACAUCAAUAAUGAGAAAAAGGAUUCGCUGAGCAAAGAGGUCCUAAGGAAGAAAUCGUCCAUCAAACUACCCCUACCCGCCAUACCACCCGAAACACCACCACCUUCCUUUCAAAUGUCUGUACAAAAUUUGCCGCCCAGCUUGAUAUCGAAUUCGCCCUAUUUGGAUGAUCCAUUCUCUUCGGAUUUUAUUUGUCGUGAUGAAAACUAUGAGACACCAAGAUCCUGUGAAAAUGAAUAUACCCUGGAACAGCGUUCGGCCCCAAAUAAUUAUGCCAUGAGUCCAGCAUCACCACCUCCGCUACCGAAAAGGAAUUCGAAUUUAUCGGAUACCUCUACACUUGUUCUGCAACGAUCCUCUAAGGAAAUGUAA